AUGUCUACUGCUUAUUCUAAAAUUGUAUGGCUAUGUGGUUUUCUCGAGGAGAUCGGGUUUCCUCAGACUACUUCUACCCCUCUUCAUGCUGAUAACACUAGUGCUAUUCAGAUUGUCACCAAUCCUGUUUUCCAUGAACGCACCAAGCACAUUGAGGUUGAUUGUCAUUCUAUUCGAGACACCUUGGAAAGUUGGGUGAUAUCUCUUCCUCACAUCUCUUCUGAUCUCCAAGUGGCUGAUGUCUUCACCAAAGCUAUGACUCGACAGCGGCAUCAAUUUCUUCAACAACAACAACGCUUACCAUUACCAAGACCGCACCUUUCUGAUACAACCCUCGUAAACCCUCCAACAUCCUCCCACACUGGAACCAUCCUCUCAAAACCCUUAUCAGAUAUCAACUCCUUCACUCUAGACAGGGAAUUGGGCCGCGGAUAGUUCGGGGUCAAUCUUUGUACUGAGAAGUCUACUGGCCUUAAAUACGCCUGCAAAUCCAUCUCCAAGCGCAAGCUUGUCCACAAGAGCAACGUAGAGGGCGUGCGUCGAGAGAUCCUCAUCAUGCAACAUCUCACUGACCAGUCCAAACAUUGUCGAAUUCAAGGCGCGUAUGAGGACCACCAGAGUAUCCAUUUAAUCAUGGAGCUCUGCUCUGGCGGGAAGCUCUCUGAUCGGAUCAUUGCCAAUGGUAGUUACUCGGAGCGUGCCGCCGCUGCCAUUGGCCGUUUCAUCGUCAAUGUGGUCUACGUCUGCCAUUUUAUGGGGGUGAUGCAUCGGGAUAUCAAACCGGAGAAUUUCUUGUUGGUCAGUAAGGAGGAGGACUCGCCACUCAAGGUGACAGGUUUUGGUCUAUCCGUUUUCAUUGAGGAGGGUAAGAUGCUUAUUUAUUAG
Magnolia sinica is the source of this 885-nucleotide messenger RNA. RefSeq names its product calcium-dependent protein kinase 29-like. Gene Ontology annotation, molecular function: calcium/calmodulin-dependent protein kinase activity; calmodulin binding; ATP binding. Gene Ontology annotation, cellular component: nucleus; cytoplasm. The record is from RefSeq and is a predicted model, not a curated record. NCBI's taxonomy places the organism in Eukaryota, Viridiplantae, Streptophyta, Magnoliopsida, Magnoliales, Magnoliaceae. Gene Ontology annotation, biological process: peptidyl-serine phosphorylation; protein autophosphorylation; intracellular signal transduction.